Molecule: messenger RNA, 7110 nt
Organism: Betta splendens (Siamese fighting fish)
Lineage: Eukaryota; Metazoa; Chordata; Actinopteri; Anabantiformes; Osphronemidae
Gene: calcrla
Product: calcitonin receptor-like a
Exons: 13
Coding region: 4098-5507 (469 amino acids)
Biological process (GO): adenylate cyclase-activating G protein-coupled receptor signaling pathway; angiogenesis; cell surface receptor signaling pathway
Cellular component (GO): plasma membrane
Molecular function (GO): calcitonin gene-related peptide receptor activity; calcitonin receptor activity; adrenomedullin receptor activity
Source: RefSeq, a predicted model, not a curated record
GUCGUUGUGGUUAUUGAGGUCAGCUCGGCAGUAUGUGCGGGGAUUACAAAGCCGAGGAAUGUGCGUUGGAACCUGAGCUGUGAAUGCGUGGACCACGCACAUGCGUGGCUCAUAUGCUUGGAGCUAUGCGGGCUCCGCCGCCGAUGCGUUCAGGUUGUUGGUUCACGUGAAGGGAUCGAUGCGAACCUCUCCAGACUCGGCUCCGCGUCCGGUCCAUACGUUGGUACGAACGCGCAGAAUGUGGACUGGGCUGGAACGCGUCAGCGGUUCUGAUCCAUUCAGCGUCGACGCUUUGGUGUCGGCGGUGGUUACCGUGGUUCUAAAUCAUCUGCAUGGUUACAUAAGAACAGAGCCUGGAAGUUCGUGGGCUGAGCAGUGAAUCGAGGCACAGUCCGUAUGAAUGAUGAUGGGUUCGAAGACACGAUGACGACGUUACGCGCAGGGAGGAUGCGGCGGAGCUCGUGGGUCUGAGAAGCGCAGCAGUUUCUGGACGCGGUCUUUGUUGCACCGCAUCGCGUUGGACAGCGUGGUGCUGCGGGCUGCUCUGUAGCUGUGAAUGGAGAUCAGCAGCUAUUACCCCGAGUCCAUCCAACUGCCAGAUGCUGCUUUUACAUAACGUCCAACACAUGUUUCUGUGUUGAUGCUGUAGGUGAAGUUGAACAAACUCACCAAAUGAUUAUAGGCCCAUCAUCGUUACAUUUAAUUUGGAUCGAGUCAAAAACAGCUGGAUUCAUCUUAAAGGGACGGUUUGGGCUUUUUUGCAGCUGCUUCCUGUCAUGACUCUACACCCAGACUGAGUUAGUCUGUAAUACCUUGGUGUUGCUGUUGAUCAGCUGGUCGGUCUGUCUGCAGGUCUGCAGGUGAAUUGUGUGCUGAUCCGCUCUUCCACAGUCAAACCACUCGCGGGUGGUGGUGUUUUCAGCCGAUCACAGAGGGUGGAGCCUCGGAUGUUGAGCAGCGCCUGUUACAAGAGUUACUGCACAAUUUAGAAAGGACGAUGCUGAGACUUGGGCGUCUGCGAUGCUGACGCACGCCACCUUUCACAGCACAAUUAUUCCAGACUCUAAUAAACUUAGGACAGAGUGACCAAAGCGGUGAGAAGCGAGCGUGUGACGCCCUGAGAACAGCUCCUGUCUGUGGCCGCUGCUGCUGUUUGUUCAGCGACACGGCUCCGAGGGCCUUCCACUCAGCCUGUGUUUGUUUGCAGCAGCUGCCACUUGUUGCUCGUGUGAGUUUAACCACGGAGCAGCUUCUACGUGGACAUUUUAUUUCUUUAUCUUUUGCCCGUUUGAAUGUUGGCUGUUGACCCUGAGUUCAUUUACUGAAACCACCGGCUGAGGCUGCUCUGCUGCCUCCUACUCCACCGUCCACGGUUGGCGGCACGGUCACAUGACUCUGUGACGCGACACUAAGUACAUAAGCUGAUUGUGCAGUGGGGAUAUCAUGCAAUCCAUCACAUUUCACUUCAAGCCGUCGUGCGUGUGUACUGCAGAGUCCAGCGGCUGAACGUGUGCACGGUUCGGUCUCUUCCUGCUCCAUAGGUGAUGCAUCCAGACCAACUGUUUCUGACCUCCUCUCCAUGGCUGAUGUUUUUGUGAGUAAACACUGUGAGUGGACACUGCAAACACACGCCGGUGAGAGUUAACCCUUCAUGAAUCAGUGCUGCUCAAUGGGCUCCUGGCGACACCGAUGCUCCGUGUAUCUAUAAAUUCCCAUUCUUUACAUUCUCAUAUGCUUCUCUGCUCUCGCUUCACUUUCAGCCACAUGGAAGCUGUUCACGCAUCUUUUCCACUUUCUCCCUGCGUCCUUCUCAGUUAACAGUGAACCCGGCUGGGUGCGUGGCGGCUGCUGUUCACAGGCAGCAUGUCUUUGCAGCGGCUGCCACAGCGAGCUGCAGGCACAGCGAAGUGGAGAGAGGCUGAGUUGGGCCUCUGAAGCAGUUCUGCCGUCGCUGAGCUAAAUGCAUGGAGAUGCAAAGCGCUGAACCUCGCCGCUCAGGUGUAAGGGAAUGAAUGCUGGUGGUAAAAAACUUAGCAAAGAGAGCAGCUCAUGCAGCCUCAGCUCACGUCAUCAUCAGCAGCAGCAGCACACAGCACCACAUUGUAGCAUUAGCCACAUUAGCAUCCUUCUUAAUUUGAGGUGUUUCAACCCAGACGUCUUGUCUAAACAGCACCCUUUGUAUUUUAUACAGUUUCUUUUUUUUCACACAUGCAGCAGGUUGAUGACCUAAUGGGUUUAUUAAUGAAUCCAUAAUCUAGAUGCUGGUCAGGACGAGCUGUUGCCAUAGGUUAGCUGGCUGGAUGAUUAUUAACUGCAUCAACUGUUUUCAUAAAAAGUCUUGUUUAGAGCCAAACCUUUUCAAAUAGGGUUUGUUGAAAACACUACUAAGGAACUGACUUUUAAUUAAUAUAGUCCAUACACUAAUGAGCAUCAAUGACCAAAUAACUGGCACAGCUAUUUAGGAUGAGCAUUAGUUGUAGCCUACUUCAUGCUUCAGACAGACAACCAUCCAAAUCCUUACAUUCAGGUUUGGAGGCGCAGUGUUUUUGUUACACAACACCAGAGUAACUGGAUCCGCUUGGGAAUGACGUGAAUAGCCCUCAGCACAUGGUGGAUUCUUCUUGGCUUCCAGCUCCAGGGUUAUUUUUGUCAUGGAUGCCAUCAAGGAAAGACUCACACCGGCUCUGGAAGACCCCAUGUGAGACCCCGGACCAGCAUCGACUGGAUGCAACUCUCACUUUAUAUAAGAAAGGAACCUCCCUGUAUGUAAAAUUGUGUAGAUGUUAACCUUCUCGGCCUCACAUGUUUACUUCUCCUAGUAACACACAUAAUGCAAGUGUCAUGUUGCGUUUGGGAAAUAUUUAGAUGGAUAGCAUGACCUUGCCCAUAGGGAGGAGUAGAGGCUCCAGAGGAUACAUUCCAGGUUUCUAAUGGACUCGGCCGGAUGAAACUCACAGCUAUGAACAACCAUUUCCUUGUUUCCAAAUCAAAUCAGAAGGAUGUAAACAGGCAUUCAAAUCAGAUGUGGCCUAAAGGCCCUGACGUGCAGCUGGAUGCCAGUUGAAAGACUGAAAACCAAACAUGACACAAAAACAGGAACAUCUCAGACACUGAGUGCACUCACUCAGUGUGAGCUGCCAGACAGGCGGGCACUUAAAGCACAGGACAAAGAAAAACCUGUGGAAAUGUGUCCCCAUCGUGGAAAGAACUGGUGGAAUGAGCCUGAGUGCUGUCGGCACUGAGCCCAGGUUCAGGCUCAGCGGGCCCAUCAGCGAUCCCGUCAGCGGUCCCAUCGCUCCGUCCAAACCCUGGCUGAGCCACAGAGGGGCUGGUAACAGCUCCAGUCACUUUGUCAUUAAGACUGAUAAUAAUUCAGGUUCAGAGAUGCAGCUGUUCACGCGGCAGCAGGUUUUCCAGGUACAAGGAGACGUUUGGCUGCAGCAGGAGUCGAUCCAAAACAAGUGGACGGAUCCGUUCAGCAGCACAGGCCAAGCUGAAGCUCCCACACUGGAGGUGCCGCUGACUCAUCAAUUUCAAAUAACUGAAAUCAUGAUUUAUUCACAGGAUGAGCCUCAGAAACAAUCAGAACACGUUCAAGUCCUGCUUGUGUGUGUGUGUGUGUGAGAGGGUUGUGGCAGAACCACAACCUUCUUAACGAAGAACCACCAAUAGACUGAAACAAUCGAAACUAAUAUGAACCAACUGUUGAAUGGAAGCAAAUGCUUGGAAGCGAAGCUGCGCUUUCUUAGCAUGAAGACCAUCCAGCCACAGUCGAUGGCUGCUGUGUUUGCAGCUUCUUCACACGAAGAGUCGGAGCCCCUUCCAUUUCACAGUUCACCUGUGUUGCAGUGUCACAUCAUGUGGUUCAUGUGUCCAGCGUCCGUUUCCUGCGGUCUUUGACUCUUCUCAGCCAUGUUGUACCACCUUUAUAUUCUCUAAUUGGUCCCGGCAGGAGCUCAGCCUGGACCGGGCUCAACGUGAGACGCUGCCAGAAGGUUUUAAUGGUGCUAAUGGGCUAGGAAUCGCAGGAACGCAGGACACCUGGCAGCAGGUUGGCACAAAGAUCCUCAGCCUGCUGUCAGAGGGCCAGUGGAACGAUGGACAGGAGCUGGACAGUUGCUCUGCUGCUGUUUAACCUGACUCAGGUUUUUGUGACGGCCAGUUUGGAGGUGAACAAGACGCAGGAGCAGCAGUCGGCCAGCGUGUACCAUGAGUUCGGUCUGACCAGGAACACCAUUGUCACGGCACAGUUUGAGUGCUACCAGAAGAUAAUGAAGGACAACACCGAGAGCAGACAAGAGGCCGUGUGUAAUCGCACGUGGGACGGCUGGCUGUGUUGGGACGAUACCAAGGCCGGAGUCGUCUCGGAGCAGCAUUGUCCAGACUAUUUCCAGGAUUUUGACCCUUCAGAGAUGGUUUCAAAGAUUUGCACCGACAGCGGUCAGUGGUUCCAGCAUCCGGAGAGCAACCGGACGUGGAGCAACUACACGCUCUGCACUGAGCACACCACGGAGAGAAGAGUGACCGCGAUAAAUCUAUUCUACUUAGCCCUCAUAGGACAUGGGCUGUCUCUGACCUCGCUCAUCAUCUCGCUUGGAAUCUUCUUCCAUUUCAAGAGUCUAAGCUGCCAGAGGAUCACACUCCAUAAAAACCUCUUCUUCUCGUUCGUCUUAAACUCUGUGGUCACCAUCAUCUUGUUGACGGCAGUGGCCAACAACCAGGAGCUGGUGCAGAGCAACCCAACGAGCUGCAAAGUGUCCCAGUUCAUACAUCUCUACCUGUUCUGCUGCAACUACUUCUGGAUGCUGUGCGAGGGGAUCUACCUGCACACGCUCAUUGUGGUGGCUGUGUUUGCUGAGAAGCAGCACCUGAUGUGGUACUACCUCCUGGGCUGGGGCUUCCCUCUGCUUCCGGCUUCCAUCCAUGCGAUUGCUAGAAGCUACUACUACAACGACAACUGCUGGAUCAGCUCCAAAACAUCGCUGCUCUACAUCAUCCACGGCCCCAUCUGUGCUGCUCUCGUGGUCAACCUAUUCUUCCUGCUGAACAUCGUCCGCGUGCUCAUCACCAAACUGAAGGUGACCCAUCAGGCCGAGUCAAGUCUUUACAUGAAGGCAGUCAGAGCCACUCUUAUCCUGGUGCCUCUUCUGGGGAUUCAGUACGUCCUGCUCCCCUACCACCCCUCCGGACGGGUCUCCUCCGAGAUAUACGACUACAUCAUGCACAUACUAAUGCAUUACCAGGGUCUGCUGGUGGCCACCAUCUUCUGCUUUUUCAACGGAGAAGUCCAAGCGGUUUUGCGGAGGCACUGGAACCAGUAUCAGAUCCAGUUCGGCAGCAGCGUGGGAAACCACUCGGACGCCAUGCGCUCGGCCUCCUACACGGCUUCCUCCAUCACCGAGGUCCAGGGCUGCUACAGCAUCGACAGUAACACGGAGCACAUGAACGGCAAGGGCUGGUCCGACGCCGACGUGUCGGUCCUGAAGUCAGACGGCCCGUUUGCCUGAGGCCACAGUGAGGUCUGCAGCGCGUGGAGGUCCAUGGCCCCAGGACAUCACCGCCCCCAACCCCCCCCUCCGUUCGCGGCCCUGCAGGACGGACCCUCACCCUUUAACCAUGCUGGGAGUGGGGGCUUCAUGUGCUAGUGUCUACAACUGAUCCACUUCACUUGGACUGGGACGCAAUCUCCCCAAAUUUUUCCUUUUAAAUGGAUUCAUUUUGCCCCUUUGCGAGCCGGAGACGCGCUGGGCACAAACAGACUUAGCGAGAGCCAAAUCCUGCCUCCGUUGGUUUUUCUAUUUCCGCACAGAACCUUGGUGACAUAUUAAGGUUACGUUAGUGUUUCACAUUCUAGUUUAGCGGUGACAACAGAAGAGUCCGUGCAGCUACUGUAUCCACUGACUGUCUUUCUCUCAACAACCAGCUUCACACACACAGCUGUCCUUCAGUCAUUUGCUGAGUUUGUGCCGAUGUGCAGUAAAUGCUGAUGAUUUUCCAGAAGCCAUGAGUGUGUUCAAGUGGACAUUUAAACCCAUGCCAGGCUGUAACUGAGGCCAUCACCACCUCACACGUGCUCCAACCCUUGAAUGUACCAGUUACGUUCAAAGACCUGGCUCCGUGAACACAACGCCAUCACAUUCCCAUCAGCCUUACGAUUCAGAGACAAAAGGAAGCGACACACAACCAGCAGGAGUCCAUGUCCUUCCACGUGAACAGGCCUCAAACCAAGCUGUGCAACAUCACGGAGCAGAGCGGUUCUCUGUGAAGCAUUUACAUUUAGCUGAAGCUGUGUCGUCGUUCGUUCAAACCUUCACUGUUGCAUUUUAAAUGAUGGCUACACAUGGUCCACGCGCUAGAACAUGAGUAGCUGGAACCUGGUGUAAAUAUUUUUCUGAACAGAGGAGUCCAACGCGUGAAUGUGGGUGUUUGUACAUAUGUGUGAGCAUGAUUUUCAAUAAACGUGGACUGUAUUUAUGAGGACAUCAUAGUUAGAAGCAUUCAACCAAGUGGCUGGUGUGUGUGUGUGUGUGUGUGUGUGUGUGUGUGUGUGUGUGUGUGUGUGUGUGUGUGUGUGUGUGUGUGUGUGUGUGUGUGUGUGUGUGUGCACGCGUGUGCGCGUGUGCGUGUGCGUGUGUGUGUGUGUGUGUGUGUGUGUGUGUGUGUGUGUGUGUGUGUGUGUGUGUGUGUGUGUGUGUGUGUGUGUGGAACACUGGUAAAUGAGCUGUUUGUUGUACUUGUGUGAUUUAACAAGGGGGUCAGUUAUUACUGCAUCACUUGUCACCGCUGCGUGCGUGCGUGCGUGCGUGCGUGCAACUAUUAUUCCACUGGACAGUGUUAAUGACAAAUGUGUAGAUUGUGUUCCACGUCCAGACAUUUUCAGAUGAAUCAUUAGUUUUCAUAAAUCUAUUGUAGACAUCCAGCAGCAACCACAACUCAUUACAUAUGCAGUGUGUGAUGUAUGAUUAUAGUGAGACUGAGAACCAGCUCCUGAACACAUCAUGUCUUCGUUUCUGUUCACGUGUACUGUAUUUGACUGCUGUUUGAAUGUAAAUGCUGGUUUUAUUCUCUGGAUGUAAAUACAUAUUAUAUAUAUAGACUCAUAUUUACGUA